Sorex araneus (European shrew) is the source of this 8386-nucleotide messenger RNA. RefSeq names its product phosphatase and tensin homolog (gene PTEN). Gene Ontology annotation, molecular function: phosphatidylinositol-3,4,5-trisphosphate 3-phosphatase activity; protein tyrosine phosphatase activity. Gene Ontology annotation, biological process: regulation of phosphatidylinositol 3-kinase/protein kinase B signal transduction; phosphatidylinositol dephosphorylation; negative regulation of cell population proliferation. The coding region runs from base 1 to 2136 and encodes 711 amino acids. NCBI's taxonomy places the organism in Eukaryota, Metazoa, Chordata, Mammalia, Eulipotyphla, Soricidae. The record is from RefSeq and is a predicted model, not a curated record. Gene Ontology annotation, cellular component: plasma membrane; cytosol; cell projection. The transcript has 10 exons.
AUGCUCAGUGGCGCCUGCAGUUGGGGGGUAGGGUGGGGGUGCUCAGCGCAAGAGACCGAAGCUGCCGGUUGUGCGCCCCCGCCCCCGUGUCCCGUCCAGGGCCUUCCCUGCCCGGAUCGGCACGGUGUGCUCAGCCUCCCGCCUCCCCUCCGGCUCCAGAGGAGCCCGGGCUCCCGGCGCGGCGGCGGCGGCGGCGGCGGAGGGGCCGCGGGGGCAGCGCCCUCGGGGAGCCGGCCGGCCGGCGGCGGCGGCAGCGGAGGCGUCUCUCGCCGCCUCUGGGGCUUCGCUUCUGACCGUGCAGCCGCUUCCUCGGCUUCUGCUGCCAGGGAAGGUGGAAGCCGCGGGCUCGGGCGCGAGCCGGCUGCUGAGGCGCGGCGGCGGCGGCACCUCCCGCUCCUGGAGCGGGGGGGAGAGGCGGCGGCGGCGGCGGCGGCCGCGGCGGCUGCAGCAGCAGCUCCGUGGAGAGGGUCGGAGUCGCCUGUCACCAUUUCCAGGGCUGGGAACGCCGGAGAGUUGGUCUCUCCCCUCCUACUGCCUCCAACACGGCGGCGGCGGCGGCGGCACAUCCAGGGACCCGGGCCGGCUUUGAACGUCCCCUCCGCCGCCGCCGCACCCCCCCCGGUCCGGGCUCCGGAGGCCGCCGGAGCAGGCAGCGGGGCCGAGGAUCCUUCGUCUUCUCCCCGUUCCGCGGCCGCCGCUGCCAGGCCUCUCGCUGCUGAGGAGAAGCAGGCCCCGGGGGUGCAACCAUCCAGCAGCCGCCGCAGCAGCCAUUACCCGGCUGCGGUCCAGGGCCCCGCGGCCGCCGAGCGAGGGGCAUCAGCUACCGCCAAGUCCAGGGCCAUUUCCAUCCUGCAGAAGAAGCCCCGUCACCAGCAGCUCCUGCCGUCUCUCUCCUCCUUUUUCUUCAGCCACAGGCUCCCAGACAUGACAGCCAUCAUCAAAGAGAUCGUUAGCAGAAACAAAAGGAGAUAUCAAGAGGAUGGGUUCGACUUGGACUUGACCUAUAUUUAUCCAAACAUUAUUGCUAUGGGGUUUCCUGCAGAAAGACUUGAAGGUGUAUACAGGAACAAUAUUGAUGAUGUAGUAAGGUUUUUGGAUUCAAAGCAUAAAAACCAUUAUAAGAUAUACAAUCUAUGUGCUGAAAGACAUUAUGAUACCGCCAAAUUUAACUGCAGAGUUGCACAGUAUCCUUUUGAAGACCAUAAUCCACCACAGCUAGAACUUAUCAAACCCUUUUGUGAAGAUCUUGACCAAUGGCUAAGUGAAGAUGACAAUCACGUUGCAGCAAUUCACUGUAAAGCUGGAAAGGGACGAACUGGUGUAAUGAUUUGUGCAUAUUUGUUGCAUCGAGGCAAAUUUUUAAAGGCACAAGAGGCCCUAGAUUUCUAUGGAGAAGUAAGGACCAGAGACAAAAAGGGAGUAACUAUUCCCAGUCAGAGGCGCUAUGUGUAUUAUUAUAGCUACCUGUUAAAGAAUCAUCUGGAUUAUAGACCAGUGGCACUGUUGUUUCACAAGAUGAUGUUUGAAACUAUUCCAAUGUUCAGUGGCGGAACUUGCAAUCCUCAGUUUGUGGUCUGCCAGCUAAAGGUGAAGAUAUAUUCCUCCAAUUCAGGACCCACACGACGGGAAGACAAAUUCAUGUACUUUGAAUUUCCUCAGCCAUUGCCUGUGUGUGGUGACAUCAAAGUAGAAUUCUUCCACAAACAGAACAAGAUGCUGAAAAAGGACAAAAUGUUUCACUUUUGGGUAAAUACAUUCUUCAUACCAGGACCAGAGGAAACCUCAGAAAAAGUAGAAAAUGGAAGUCUAUGUGAUCAAGAAAUUGAUAGCAUUUGCAGUAUAGAGCGUGCAGAUAAUGACAAGGAAUACUUAGUACUCACUUUAACAAAAAACGAUCUUGACAAAGCAAACAAAGAUAAGGCCAACCGAUACUUUUCUCCAAAUUUUAAGGUGAAGCUAUACUUCACAAAAACAGUAGAGGAGCCAUCAAAUCCAGAGGCUAGCAGUUCAACUUCUGUAACACCGGAUGUUAGUGACAAUGAACCUGAUCAUUAUAGAUAUUCUGACACCACUGACUCUGAUCCAGAGAAUGAACCUUUUGAUGAAGAUCAGCAUACACAAAUUACAAAAGUUUGAAUAUUUUUUUUUUUUUAUCAAGAGGGAUAAAACACCAUGAAAACAAACUUGAAUAAACUGAAAUGGACCUUUUUUUUUUUUCUUUUUUUAAUGGCAAUAGGACAUUGUAUCAGGUUACCAGUUAUAGGAACAAUUCUCUUUUCUUGACCAAUCUUGUUUUACCCUAUACAUCCACAGGGUUUUGACACUUGUUGUCCAGUUAAAAAAAGAUUGUGUAGCUGUGUUAUGUAUAUACCUUUUUGUGUCAAAAGGACAUUUAAAAUCCAAUUAGUAUAAAUAAAGAUGGCACUUUCCCAUUUUAUUCCAGUUUUAUAAAAAGUGGAGACAGACUGAUGUGUAUACCUAGGAAUUUUCAUUUUGUGUUCUGUCACCAAUUGAAGUGGCUAAAAGAACUUUGUGUUAUACAGGUUCACAUCCAACCCCUUUGCACUUGUGGCAACAGAUAAGUUUGCAGUUGGCUAAGAGGAGUUUCUAAAAGGGUUUUGCUACAUUCUAAUGCAUGUAUUCUGGUUAGGGGAAAGGAGGGAAUGCUUAGAAAGGAAUAUAUUUAAUGCUGGACUCUGGACCAUAUACCAUCUCCAGCUAUUUACAUGCACCUUUCUUUAGCAUGCUACAGUUAUUAUUAAUCUGGACAUUUGAAGAAUUGGCCGCUGUCACUGCUUGUUGUUUGUGCAUUUAAAAAUUUUUUUAAGCAUAAUGGUGCUAGAAAAGGCAGCUAGAGGGAGUGAAUCUGUAUUGGGGUACAGGAAUGAACCUUCUAUAACAUCUAAAAAUACACAGAUGAAGGAAAAUUAAAGUGAUCAUAGAUAAGAAACACAGCAACAAUGACUUAACCAUACAAAUGUGGAGGCUAUCAACAAAGAAUGGGCUUGAAACAUAAAAUUUGACAAUGAUUUAUUGAACAAUUUUUCAGUUGUAAUGACUGCUCCAUCUCCUCUGUAAUCAAGGCCAGUGCUAAAAGUCAGAUGCUAUUAGUACCUACAUCAGUCAACAACAUACACUUAACUUUAUUAGUUUUCAAUCAUAUACCUGCUGUGGAUGCUUCAUGUGCUGCCUGCAAACUUUGUUUUUCUCAUUAAGUAUAAAAUAUUUUGUAAUGCUGCACAGGAAAUUUCAAUUUGAGAUUCUACAGUAAGCUUUUUUUUUUUCCUCUAAAGAUUUAUGAUGCACUUAUUCAAUCCAGUAGCUGUCAGCCGUUCCACCCUUUUGACCUUACACAUUCUAUUACAAUGAGUUUUGCAGUUUUGCACAUUUUUUAAAUGUCAUUAACUGUUAGGGAAUUUUACUUGAAUACUGAAUACAUAUAAUGUUUAUAUUUAAAAGGACAUUAUUUGUGUUUGAAAAGGAAAUUAGAGUUGCAGUAAAUUUUCAACACUGCACAAAUAAUAAGGCAUUUACUUUUUCAGUAAAAAGUGUCCCACAUAAUGCUUUAUUAAUUUGCUAUUGAAAGGAUAGAUUUUUUAAAAAUGUGCAGUGUUGAAUCAUUUUUUCAUAGUGCUAGAAUUAGGAGUAGGACUUCAAUUUCACUUCUUGAAUAUCAUAUUUGAUAUGCUCAGACUGCAUAUGAUUAUUAGCAGAGUACAACUAUUGUAAAACUAAUGUGAAGAUAUUAACAGAAAAUAUUUUCCCAGGAAUUUGGUAUCUUUCAAAUUAUACCUGACCUUACAACAUUUGAACUUCCAGACAAUUUAUUUCUUAAUGGUGUAAAAUCUCAUUUUCAACAACUUAUUGGUGCUGAAAUUGUUCACUAGCUGUGGUCUGACCUAGUUAAUUUACAAAUACAGAUUACUUAGGACCUACUAGAGCAGCAUUUGUAGAAUUUGAUGGUAAAUAGAUUACGCAGAAUUUCAUCAAAAAAUAUUUUUAGGUAAUAAUGUUGACAUGUUCCAUACCUCGUCAGUUUCAUUUAAUAAACUUAAAUUUUUAACAAAGCUCUUAGGAUUUACACAUUUAUAUUUAAACAUUGAUAUAUAGGGAAUUGAUUGACUGCUCAUAAGUUAAAUUGGUUAAGUUAGAGACAACUCUUCCUAAGAUCUUACUGUUGAAAUUUAUAUGCCACGUUACCUUUCAUAAAAACUGAAAAUUGUUGACUAAAAUAAAAAUCAACUCUUCAUGUUUUGAAAAUAGUUACUAAUACUGUUAUUUGUUACAGUUUGGGCACAGUAUAUUUAAACAAACUGUAUUGUUCCAAUAUGUAACAUGGAGGGCCAGGUCAUAAAUAAUGAUGUUAUAAUGGGCUUUUGCACUGUUAAUAUUUCCUUUGGAAUGUGAAGGUCUGAAUGAGGGUUUUGAUUUUGAAUGUUUCAAUGUUUUUGAGAAGCCUUGCUUACAUUUUAUGGUGUAGUCAUUGGAAAUGGAAAAAAUGGCAUUAUAUAUAUUAUAUAUAUAAAUAUAUAUUAUACAUACUACUACUCUCCUUUAUUUCAGUUACUAUCCCCAUAGAAUUUGACAAGAAUUGCUAUGACUGAAAGGUUUUCAAGUCCUAAUAAAAACUUUAUUUAUGACAGUAUUCACAAUUAGCCUGAAAUGCAUUCUGUAGGUAAUCUAUUUGAUUUUCUGGAAUGUUUUCUUAGACUUUUUGGAUGUGCAGCCGCUUACAUGUCUGAAGUUACUUGAAGGCAUCACUUUUAAGAAAGCUUACAAUUGGGCCCUGUACCAUCAAGUCCUCUGUAGAGCUCCUCUUGAAAAAAAAUUUUUUUGCCAUAAUUAUUAAAGGGUAGUUGAAUAAAUAGCAUCACCAUUCUUUGCUGUGGCACAGGUUAAAAACUUAAAGUGGAGUUUACCGGCAGCAUCAAAUGUUUCAGCUUUAAAAAAUAAAAAUAGGGUACAAGUUAAAUGUUUAGUUCUAGAAAAUUUGUGCAAUAUGUUCAUAACGAUGGCUGUGGUUGCCACAAAGUGCCUCGUUUACCUUUAAAUACUGUUAAUGUGUCAUGCAUGCAGACGGAAGGGGUGGAACUGUGCACUAAAGGGUGGGCUUUAACUGCAGUGUUUGGCAGAGUUGCCUUCUACCCUGCCAGUUCAGAAGUUCAAUUUGUUUUCAUAUAGAAUAUAUAUACUAAAAAAUUUCAGUCUGUUAAACAGCCUUACUCUGAUUCAGCCUCUUCAGAUACUCUUGUGCUGUGCAGCAGUGGCUCUGUGUGUAAAUGCUAUGCACUGAGAAUACACAGAAAAAAACAUGUGUACAGGAUAAUGCCUCAUACCAAUCAGAUGUCCAUUUGUUAUUGUGUUUGUUAACAACCCUUUAUCUCUUAGUGUUAUAAACUCCACUUAAAACUGAUUAAAGUCUCAUUCUUGUCAUUGUGUGGGUGUUUUAUUAAAUGAGAGUUUAUAAUUUAAAUUGCUUGAAGUCAUUGGAAUUUUAAAUAAUAAGCAGCUAAAUGUGAUUAAGAAGUUUCCUAUAAGUGGUUUUUUUGUCUUGAUUCACACCUCUCACCCCCACCUCUUCCCUAUCUGGUAUGGCCCUUUUUUAGCUUGUGAGUAGAGAAUUAGUUUCAUGCUUAAGAGAGGCACUUCACUUUUUUUAGGGCCUUAGUCUGCACUCAAUAGUCUCAAGUACAUAAACUAAUGUUCUAAUUCUGAAGAAGUUCCAAGAUUCUUGACAAAUUGUGCAUAUAUUUUUAAGUAUGCUGAUAUCUGGGGACAAUUCCCCAGAAAGGAUUCUGUAUUUCAGAUUUGUUCAUUAUGGAUUCUGUAUUCUUCUGUCAACAUAUCGGAGACUUCAUUUCUCAUUGUGACGUGCCAUAUAAAUUGAUACUCUAGAAUAAUGUAAAGGACUUGGUGUACUUGAAUUUAAACUUGUUACUAUAUUUUUAAAACUUUAAAGACCACAUAAUAUUCUUUUAACAAAGCAUGGUAAGGUAAUAAGUGAAGAUAUAGCCUGUACAAAUGUCUUGAAAAUCAGACCAUUUAUGUUACAGUGGAAUUUAUUGUUAUUUCAAGUUUACAUUUUCUUCUGUGAUUCACUAGAAGUAUAAUUAUGAAAAGUUUAUGCGUGUGCCCACAUAUUUUAAAUUAAUCUUAAUGUGUACGUAUGUUUGCAUAUUGGAGUCUAAAAUUCUGAUUUAUAAAGAGAUUUUGGUGAUGUCUGAAAAAUAAGAAUUAGUGGUAUUCCCCUUAAGCUCCCUGUUCUUACAUUGUAAUUGGAACUAAUUUUGGUUAAGUCAAUGCCAUCACCAUCUCCACUGAGAAUUUUUAAAAAUCACCAGCAUUUAGCUUGCCGGCUUCCAGAGGCUUCCCAAAAAACCAAGACCUUUAAAUUUAGUUAUUUGCUGCUAACGUGAACUUUUAAAUUUAAUUCUUGCCUGAUAAUCCACUCCUAAACCUUAGUCUUAAAUGGCUUAAGUGUAACUUUUUAUUAACAGUGUUGUUAGUGCAGAGACAAAUGUUUGUGAAUGAAAACUAAAAAAUAUUUAGUCUGAACUGGUACAAGGACAACACUGAAAAAACAGCAAAUAAAAUGACAAAAUAUUUUUUAAAAUUUAAAUGAUGACAUGUUGAGACUGGUUUUCUUAUAAAAUAAUUAUAUAGCUAUACAAAGCCUAAUGAUUAAGUUACUUACAGUCUUACAGUCUUUUGUCUUUGAUUCCAAAAUUUAGAGCAAGUCUAUUCUUUUAUGACCAAAAUCUGACUAUUUUUCCAUCUUUGAAGAGAUUUUUCCUUAAAAUAUGUCAAUGUAGAUAACCACCUUAACAAAUCCAUAUUGGUUGACAGCUUUAAAGGUAUAAAAUGAAGACAGGAAGGACAAUAAUUUCAUCAUUGGAUCAUAAAUUAGAUACUUUGAAAAUACUUUUCCAUGACAAGAUAAUCAAAAUUUCACUACCUGGAGACAUAGCCAUUAUUAAUACCUUAGUGACUAAACAGUGUUUCUGUAUAUGUCUUUUUACAAAAUGAGAUGUGUGUUGUGCAUAUUGUCAAAGCUUUUAAGCUUAGCAUUGUCAUGAACUUAUAGAAUGUUUGGUUACAUGAGAAAAUGGAUGGUGAUUAGAUUCUAAUGUUACAGAUACAGCUUGUGUGCAGUUACUACAGAGAGCCCUUUCCAAUUCAGUGGGUUAAUCAUGAAUGUUUAAAUAUUGUUGGCUUUGGGAUGACAUGUCAAAGUAAAUAAAAGUUGCAUUUAUUUAGUAUAGAACUCUUCAAAAACUAUUUAAAUAUUUGCAUUUUGAAGUUACAUGUUAAUAUAUACAACACUAGAAGUUAACUUCAUCACCUCUAUUUCCCUUCUAGGUUAAAGAAGGAUAAGCUUUUGAAUUCUGAUAGUUCUCUAAUUAUUGUUCAAGUUAGAGUAAAUUAGUUUAAUACCUGAAAAAAAAGUGAGGAGAAAAAAAAGAAGGUACUGUUGGUUUAUCACUUAAUUGUCUUUAAAUCUGUGUACUUAUGUCCAUCACAUCACUAACGAUAUUUCAUGUAUGGAUCACCUUUAACUCUGGAACUUAACCUCCUUUUUUUUAAACAUAUAUGAGUAAAUUUAAUUAUCAUAUGUGAGCAUUACACAUUUUAAAAUCUGUACAUUUUUAAAACCAAGUGUUUACUAAAGUGUUUAUAUUUUUCCUUUUUCUUAAUUUAAAAGUAAUUUAUAUCUCCCUUGUUGCAUGUGAAUUCUUAUAUACCCUUAUAAUGGUUAGUGAUUUUAUUUGUGUGGAAUGGAGCGAGGUUUGUAGUCAUGGUUUUCGUGUAUUGGUUUUUAAAAACUGCUUACUAUUUUGAAAUUCUUAAAAUGUUUAGGUGUGGCUUUUUACAGCCUAUCAUUUAUUGGCUUUUAUUUUGUAGACCCUUAGGAUUUUUCUGUCUACUGUAUACAGUUAUUCAGAUGAAAGCCCACAUUUACAAAUGUCCUUUAAAUUUCCAUCUUCUUACUGCCCUAAUGUGCUGUGUGCACAUGCACUCGUGCAAACGUGUGGGGGUGAGGGUGAAUUUAAUUUUUGAGAGUGCUAGACUCCAGCACUAGAGAUUAAAUAGUUUUAUGCAGGCAAACAGUUCUCAGUGGAAUGUUAAAGUUCAUUAUAUUGAAAAUAAUGUUAACCCUGAAUGACCUUUGACAUAUAGUAAUGACUUUGGCUUAUUUAUUAAUUUGCUGGUAGUGUCUGAAUUUUGUGCAUUAGUGAGUUACUUUCAAAAUUGUGCAUUUUACCAAAGUUGGUGUAUUGGAAAUGUUGUAUCAAGCUCCAUUUGGUUACUGAUGGACUUAAAAAUAGAAAUGCUUUCCUGUGGAGAGUAUUUUUUUCUUUAAAAAAUUAAAAUUUAAUUAUUUUGA